Messenger RNA from Ordospora colligata OC4, 2871 nucleotides. RefSeq lists its product as uncharacterized. Gene Ontology annotation, cellular component: COPII vesicle coat; endoplasmic reticulum exit site. Gene Ontology annotation, biological process: endoplasmic reticulum to Golgi vesicle-mediated transport; intracellular protein transport; endoplasmic reticulum organization. The coding region runs from base 1 to 2871 and encodes 956 amino acids. The transcript has a single exon. Gene Ontology annotation, molecular function: structural molecule activity; protein binding. The record is from RefSeq and is a predicted model, not a curated record. NCBI's taxonomy places the organism in Eukaryota, Fungi, Microsporidia, Ordosporidae.
AUGAAAUUCAACAAAAGAUGUCUGACUGCGUUUUCUGAUGAAAGCCCGUUCAUGGCGAUGGGAACAAAGAGCAAGCUAUUUGAUACGUCGUUUUCGCUGACAUCUGAACUGUUUCUGUAUGAUUACAGUCUUGGCAUACAGUAUCCGUCACUACAGACAGACAACAAGUUUUAUAGAUUGAAGUGGUGCGAGGGGAAAGGGCACAGUGUUUUGGCGACUGGCAAUGAAGAAGGAAAGAUGACUUUAUAUACAGCUGCUCCAGAAAAGGGAGUCUCGUUUGAAAUGCUCUCGAGCUGUAAUGUUUUGGAAGGAAGUGUUCUUGGACUUGACUUCAAUCCGUCGAAGGAGGUACUUGCGGCUGGGUCAUCGAACGGGAAGAUUAUAUUUUGGAAUUUGAACAAGCUUGAUAGCCAGUACACAAGCGAUAUAUCGAUUUCGUCCAACAUUACAUGUCUUGCAUGGAACAAGAAGGUGUCGAGGAUCCUCUGUGCAGGUACAGAUGAUGGAAAGAUACUUAUUUUAGACAUACGGGCGAAGAAUGUGGCAAUGACGCUUGGAGGAGAUGGGAUAAACAUUGUGAAUGAUGUUAUGUGGCACCCGAGCGGAUCAACUUCUGUGCUUGCUGCCACAGACAAGAAGGCACUGCAGUGCUUCAACCUAAGCUCUGAUAGCAUGUGUGAGAUAGGAGAGCAUGAGAAUGGGAUGAUUGGCCUGUCUGCUAUUGAUGAGUUGCACAUUGCAGCUGCGUCAAAAGAGAAGAUAAGCAUAAUUGAGAUGUCUGAUAACAGAGUGGUUGAUACGAUUGAUGUUGAUGGAGUAAUUGAGAUGAGCUUUUCGAAGAAAGAUCCAUUGAUGGCGUUUUCUUAUGCAUCUGGAACCACUGAGGUAGUUCCUAGGGUAAGCAUGAAUGUGGUUCCACGAUACUCUUCAUGCAUUAUUGGAAAUAAGGUUAUUGCAAAGGAAACUUAUGUGAUUGAGGACGAAUACCUGGACAAUGUUGAGGAGGAUGAGUUUCAUAGGAAAGUUAAGGAGUUGCUGUACAAUAAUGGGAAGUAUGAACUAAACAGAGAAGAACUGGGUGAGCUUAUGUUAGAAGAGUGUAUGAAGAUGAAUGAAGGAUGCUCUGGAGAUGAAGAAGAUUUGAGCAAAGGUAUUGAAGGACUGAAGCUUGAUGCAAAGCUUGAUCUUUGUGAUCCGUUGACUCUAUCACUUAUCAGAGGAGACAUGGAGGAGGCGUAUGAAAACGCAACAAAAAGCAAAAAGAAAGUUUCUUUAUCGCUUCUACUUGCAUUGGCAAAGGACAAGGAUGAGUUUCCGGAGUGCCUGGAUAGCUUUGAUGACAUGUUGAUUUUACUAUCGGUUACACAGGUAACUUCUGUGUUUUCAAAGCUUUUAGAGAAGAUAUCUGCAGAUCAAUGGCUAGUUUUUCUUGCAACGAUCAGCUUUUCGAUGCUAGAUGAUGAAGAUUUUGUUGAAAACUCAUUGGAGAUGGCAGAGAAGUUGAGAGAUGAGCAGAAGUUGUGUGUGUAUGCGAUUACGAACGAUCUUGAGAAGUAUUUUGAACUGAAAGCGUCUAUGUACAAGAAGCCAACAAAUGUGUAUGAGGUACGUGAAUUUUUCCAGAAGUAUAAGGGCUUGGUCAGUGAUUUGGAGUUGAUGGGAGGAGCAUACAAAGAUCAGAUGAUUAAUGAGUAUUUCUGGUAUGGAAUAGCACAUGGAGAAAAGGCGCCGGAUAUUAAGUAUGAUGAUGUAGGCAUAAACACGUAUCUUGGGAAUUUGAAGAUCCAUCAUACUGUUGGUAGUAGAAGUUUAACUGAAAGUGAGAAUAUUUAUGAUGUGAAAGAUACGCAUAGACCUACUGUUACUAAACAAGGGUCUCAAAAUAUACAUGAAUCGCAGAAAGUGAUUACUUCUCCAAAGCAUAAGGAUGCGAGUGUGUAUGGAAUGUCUCAGAAGCAUGGAGAGUGUGACUCGCAUGUACAGAAUGAUUUAAAAAGAGGAUCUAUGAUUACGGAAGCGUCUUCAAGUGGCUUGAAUAAGAUUAAGACCACGCCACCGAUGCCAUUGAUUGGAGGCAUUCCACCGAGGCCACAAGUAUCUUCAACACCGAGCCUAGGAAAAGUGGACAGUAAAUCACCUGCUUUACAAACACCACAACCUCGUGCAAGCAUUCCAAGACCUGGAUAUGGCACAUCAGGGUCAUCAGCAUAUGCAAGUGCAUCGGAGGAGAUACUUUCUAAACUUUAUGCAUCUAUUGCAAGCGCAUCUUCUGAAUAUCUAAAUAAAUCGCCGUCAACGCCUGUUUAUGGAUCGAUGGCUCAAGGAGCAGGAAGUUCGAUGAUUGGGAAGGGCACACCACCAAAAAUUGGGAUCCCUAAGCCUGGAAUGAUCUCAAGUCCAAUGAUGAGUAAUCGGGAAAGUUUCUUGAAGCCUGGAGGAAUAGGCAUGAAUGGAUCUGGAAGCUCUGUUAUGAGAUCUCCACCGCCUCAAAUGGGACAUCAAAGUGUGAGUAAUGCAGUAAAGCAAGAUGACUUGGAUUCUGAAAAGAUUCUUACUGAGUUUGAGUCUCUGAUAGACGACUUAACGGAGAAAGCAUCUAAGAAAGCGAACCUGAUAAUGAAGAGCAAGCUCAAGGAUGUGUCCAAGAAGUUUACAUUGUAUAAGAGUGUGCCUAGAAACACCUUUGGAACGAGUGUGUUGAGAGGAUUGAAUGAGAUAAACAUGGAGUUGAAGAAUAAUGUAAGUGUUGAGGAGAUGAAGCAGAAUGUGCAGAGGAUUGCUUCUGAAUGCUCAAAGAGUGGAGAGAACAAUGUAGAGAUAUGGAUGCCGUGUGUUUACACGCUAUUGCAGAUUGUUUAUCAUCGUGAUUAA